Limulus polyphemus (Atlantic horseshoe crab) is the source of this 372-nucleotide messenger RNA. RefSeq lists its product as uncharacterized. The transcript has a single exon. The record is from RefSeq and is a predicted model, not a curated record. The coding region runs from base 1 to 372 and encodes 123 amino acids. NCBI's taxonomy places the organism in Eukaryota, Metazoa, Arthropoda, Merostomata, Xiphosura, Limulidae.
AUGAGAGAAUACUCAGAAGUAGCUGCUAUAUCUGAACAAAGACCUAACUUGAUCUUCUUUUCUGACAGCAGCAGGGCAAUAGUAGCAAUCGAGCUGACAGGGCCAUAUGAGUCGAGAAUAAGUGAAAAACAUGAAAUCAAGCUGGCGAGGCACCAGGAACUCACGAAAGAAAUCCAAAGCCAGGACUACGGCACACGACUUUUUGCUGUGAAAGAGGGAGUAAGGAGGUUACCUAGUGUAUCUGUCUACAACUUAUUGAAACAGCUCGGACUUUCAAGUCAGAGGAGAUCAAAGAUUCUCAGAGAAUUAGCAGCGACAGUACGCCCUCAAAUUGGAUAUAGGCAAAGAGAAGUGAUGAAAGCUGGAGAGUAG